CCAGAGGAACCAGAGAGCACACCUGUGCGUGCCCCUCCAACAGAGGCGUCGCCCAGUGACGAUGAGGAUGCUGAUGAGAUCUCGGGUCAGGACGUGGAGCUGACCGCUGAGAGAGGUGAGAGAUGUGUGGCAGGUGAGAGAUGUGAGAGAUGUGAGAGAUGUGAGAGAUGUGAGGGAGAGAGAGAGACAUGGAGGUAGACUGUACAUAACACUGCAUGAAUAUAUUAUUAUUAUUAUUAUUAUUAUAAUCCCUUGUGGUGUUGAAAUGAAGAGCCACCAGGGGGCGAUAGAACAUGGUGAGGCACAGAGCCAUAUACAUGUGUAUUGAGUAUUUUGUAUCUUUGGCCACAGAACCAAGUCGGACUGCGGAUGCAGCCUAUAGACCAAGGAGUGUGAGUAUGAGGACCUGUAGUGUGUUACCUGCUCUAUAGUACCCACUGAUGUGUUUAAACCCCGGAUCGCUGAUGCUAUGUAACGGCCAAUGAGAGGCUUUGAAACCACCGGUCGCUAUAUUGGUACCCCGCAGAAGAAGAAUCCUCCAUAAGAAUUAAUGGAAUUCUACAGUAUUUAAAUCAUAUGUUUCAAGGACAAAAUUACAUGUAUUUAAGUAUUUUGUUGUAGAGGGGACGGUAAAAUGAGUACUAUGUUUUUACAUUAUUUAUUUUUUGUUCAGUUCACUUAAAAUGAUUUAAAAGUGUGCAUUAAGGUGUCUGCAAUAGAAUAUACUUGUCAAAAAUGAAUGUAGACAUUAAUAAAUGCAUUUCUAUAGCUUCCAACAACUUUUUUUUUUUACAUUUUAGCAGACACUCUUAUCCAGAGCAAUUAGGGUUAAGUGCCUUGCUCAAAGGCACAUUGACAGAUUUUUCACCUAGUCGGCUCGGGGAUUAAAACCAGCGACCUUUCGGUUACUUGCACAACGCUCUUAACCACUAAGCUACCUGCUUAGUUACAGAGGAGUAACUAAAUGGCUGUGCAGUGGCUUUAAUACAUCACCCACUGUCAGUCAUCUAGGGCUAAUACAUAUCAUUGAUAGUACCUGACCAGCCAUCAAACAAAUCAUUGGUUGCCAAUAUACCAUACUACCACACUUCAUGUUCUCAUGGUGUGACUCUCUCUCUAUCCCUCCAGGGGACUUCCAGUCAGAAAGGAGAGCGAGGAGACCCAGGACCAGCCGGCCCCCCUGGCUUCCCCGGACCUCCAGGCCCACACAGUCCCUCAAGCAAUGGCUUCUCUGAGGCAGUGCCGGGACCCAGGGGCCCCCAGGGGCCCCCAGGACCAGCAGGAACACCCGGAGAACCCGGCAAUGACGGCCAGCCAGUAAGAACCUGGUUGUUACCGCAACGUCCCCUCCCUUCACCCCUUAUUUGGUCAUGUUUAUCAGCGCUGUAAUUGUAAUUGGGCGUAAUUGCAAAUCACGAUUGUAUCUGGUUACGGUCGAUUCGUUCGUUCUCUCUGAGUCCUAGACAGUGCCCUGCCAAACACCAACCAGCCAGCCUGAUUUGUCAUGCUUCACAUCGUACAGUAGGAGCUCGGCAGUUGGCAGGGCGAUAGGACAGAAUUCUUUAUUUCUCUGUCUCACAUCGAGAACAUGCUAUUCUUUCCAUUUGUGUGGUUUGGUCGGCCAGGCAUAUUUUUCACCAAUAUAGUUCAGUUCCAUUGGUGGUCUCUCUCUGUAAUUCUGCUAUUGCCCUCAUUUUAAUGGCCCAUUUACGUGGUUUUAUGCCCACAGCCAGAAUCUUUCAUUCCUUAGCACUUCAAACAUUCAUCAUUACUAGACUUAAACAUCUCUGAGCUUAGAUCGCUAUAGUCCUACUGCACUGUGGGAAUUAAACUAUUUUUCUAUACAAUAGUGUACUGAAUAGUUUCAGAAUUUGUAUUGUAUUCUUAAUCUCCAACCAAUAGUCCCUACGGUACACAAUACAUAACAGAGACUUGACUCUGUUGUUCUGCUAUAUAUAAUAACUCCCACCCUCUUUCUUUCUCAAGAACACGACUGUUCUCAUUCCACUGUAAACACACCACAGCUGCUUAGGCACACACAGCCAAUACAUUUUAGUCAUUUAGCAGUCGCUCUUAAAUAUUUAUUUAUUUAUUUUUCAUUAUUUUUAUUUUUUUCAUACUGGCCCCCCGUGGUAAUACCACACACGUGUCCACCAGACUAAGCCAACUAUGGAGGAAAGGGGGAUGAAUUCAUUUGGAAAUGUUUUACAAAAAUGAGGAAAGUUGAGUCAUUGUUUAUUUACAACUCACAUCCCUGGACAUCAAUGGGUCUUUGAUCUGCUCUGUGCGUUUCUAUCAGUGGAACGUUAGCACCUGCCCACCUGUGGGCUUGAUAAACUCUGAAGCCCAGGUCCUGACCUCUGUGGGAAGGGAUAUGAGGUGCUGCUCACAUGUGGGGUACAUCUGUAUGCGGUUCUGUCUGUGUGUGUCUACGUGUGUGUCUGUGUUUGUGUGUGUGUGUGUGUGUGUGUGUGUGUGUGUGUGUGUGUGUGUGCGCGCAGCCUCAUGAGUCAUAAAGGUGCUUCAGAGGGGAUUAGAUAAGUGUCGUAGUGAAAACCGGGUGGAUGAUCUCUUUGAACACUGUGUUUAUGGAGUGAUAUAACUCUGGAAGGAAGGGCCACACAUGAAUCCAGUCUCCAACUCCUGUCAAUCCACCAAUCAUUCUUAGAAAGCCUGCAGUACUGUACACAACCCAUGUGGAUAUCUUUAUAUGUUUCAACCCAUCAGCCAUUUCUCAUGUUGAUAAUCCUCACUUGCUGUGUUCCUACCACAGGGAGAAACUGGAGUUCAGGGAUUCCCAGGCUUGCCAGGUGAUCCCGGUCCCAAAGGAGACAAGGUGCAACAUCGCAUACUGUAUAACCCCCUUUCACUGCUGCAGACGGUACAUGAUGUUCUAGUGGCCUACAGGUUUUAGCUCCACUGUCACUGAAUAGUUCAGCAGUGCUCGACUUCAUUGCAUUGCACAUUUUUGCUCUUGCCCAGCACCAACACACCUGAUUCAACUAAUCAAGGGCUGGCGAUUAAUUGAAUCCGUUGUGUUAGUGCUGGGCCAGAACAAAAAUAUGCACCAAGGGUUCCCCCAGGUAAUGGAUUGAGAAACACUGUUGUAGUUGGUUGUUGUGUUUGACCCUUGACCCUUGAUUGUGUGUCUUGUUGACCCCUGAAGGGUGAUCCUGGAGUGGGCAAACCUGGUCCCCUCGGACCUCCUGGGCCACCGGGCCGACCCAACUCAUCCAGAUCCCCGGUAUGUAAGUGUGGAAUGAACCACACCUGGAUGUGAAUAGAUGGAUUGGAAGAAUUAGUUGGUUGAUUGAUUGGUUGUUUUCAUUGAUUCAUCAGUUCAUUCAUUCAUUGUAAGCGUAUGUGGUUUGCAGAACGGUGUGGACGGCUCAGGCUUUGAGUACUUUGACGGAGACACAGAGAUUAUGACAGUGAGUGGUCAUCCUUUUCAAAACCCUAGAAUCCACACCUGCUGUUGUUAUGCUCUCUGACUACAGUCACAAACACCAUCUGGGUACACACAGUUAGCUUUAGCAUUCAUGCAUUAUGACAGCUGUCUCAUGUUAUUUGUUAGCAUUAAUGUUUUUUUUUUUUUUUUUUUUUCUUCAUCCAGGGUCCUCCUGGUCCACCUGGCCCCCCAGGGCUGCCUGGCCCCCCAGGUUCAUAUGAGGCCCUCUCUGCGUCCCCUGGGGCUCCCGGGAAAAACGGGAAGGAUGGAGAGAUGGGUAAACCUGGACUGCCGGUGAGUCACCGAACACUUUAGUGAAACUCACUCACUCUCACUUGUACCGUUAAAGCCAGUGAGUGGUAAAAUGGCGCCAUCCAUCUAGCAGUUGUAGUUCUAAGUGCCAAUUAAGUAGCUGUUAUAGCACCCCCGUGGGGAGGUCAGCGUUGGUACAUUCCAACCCACCGUGUCAUGAACCCACGUUUGAAGGAGACAUCUAAAACUGUAUUGUAGACUCAACUUAGUUCUAUGGUGGUGUUUAAGUCCCUUUGUACAUAACUCACCAGGCCUCUGUUUCAGGUGAUGCUGGAGUGGUUUAAUAGGUCUGGUCCUAUCAGAGGUCUGUAAGGCAGCUUGGUCUGGCUCUGGGUCUGGUGAGGUGUGUGUGUGUCUCUCUGUGUGUGUGUGUAGCUCCGUGUCUCUCUCUCUCUCUCUGUGAGUGUGUGUGUGUUUGUGUGUGUGUUUGUGUGUGUGUGAGAGCUUUGCAAAUUCAUUUCUUAGAACAAAGCGCUGCCAGAUAAUCAAAAGCAUUAAACCCCAGGUGUCUGCCAGAUAAAGCAUUAAACCCCAGGUGUCUGCCAGAUAAUCAAAAGCAUUAAACCCCAGGUGUCUGCCAGAUAAAGCAUUAAACCCCAGGUGUCUGCCAGAUAAUCAAAAGCAUUAAACCCCAGGUGUCUGCCAGAUAAUCAAAAGCAUUAAACCCCAGGUGUCUGCCAGAUAAAGCAUUAAACCCCAGGUGUCUGCCAGAUAAAGCAUUAAACCCCAGGUGUCUGCCAGAUAAAGCAUUAAACCCCAGGUGUCUGCCAGAGGUUUGUCAAGCCCAGCGGCAACCUUCUAACACAGCUCUGACCGCUACAUGACAAGAGAUUCCUGGUAACCAUUUGGAUAUCCCAUAUUUCCCCCACAACCCUGCAAUUUGUUCUGCUUGGUUAAGCCCAGAAGGUUCCGGAGGCCCAAUGUUUGUGAGUGAUUUAACGGACGACUGAGGCACCCAGAGUAGCUGUCACCAUGGUGAGGUCACCACGGAGCUGGACCCUGGUGACACCGAUCUGGGUUGCCUUGACAACUUGUAAUGCAUUUGAUGAUGCCCAGUGGUGACUUGGGGGAGGAGGGCUGUUGACAUAGGCAUGGAGGCAUGACGUGUGCCUAAAUAUUACAGCUUGAUUUGUAGCUGUUUCAAAAAGUGCAUUGGAAUUUGACUUUUAAUCACGAAUUUAAUUACGUUUGUUAACGACUGAUGUGGUUAUAUAAUGGGGUCAAACCCCUAUACUGGAGUUUAAAACCCUGCCUUAGCCAUGUUUGUAAACAUGAAAAAAGAGGGACGUUUUAUUAGUGUUGCAUGUUUGUUAAUCAAUCUAAAAAGAACACAGGAGUGACAUCACUUAGACACCAGCUCUUUGAAGUUCUCUUUUGGAACAGUCUGUAAAAGGAUCUCUGUGUUUAUAAGCAAGUCUUCUCCCCUUUGUGACGGUAAACACAAUCCCAGCCAGCGUCCUACGUCCUCCUCUCUCUCUGUGUGUGGCCGAGCCUGCACCACACACUAGAAGCUGCCUGGCCUGCCCUCCUUAGAACAAGCGCACAGCUCUGACUCCUCGCCUGUUCAAUGCCAGGGACCUUGAUCACAGGGCACUCUGGGAAUUCCAGCCCACCGUGUUUGACAGAGUAGGUCAAAGCUGGUGUUAUCCACUGAUACAGGGUCAGGUCUUUUUUUUUCCAGCCCUGGAUCGGAGGUAGCUGGUUGGGUAAUCUGAUCCUAGAUCUGUGGUUAAAGGUGAUUUGUACCUCGACAGUGUUGACAGUUGCCCCUUGUGAUAAUGCAGUCCCAGUUCCCAACUUCUCACAGAGACCUGAUUACUUGGCUUGGCUCCAGACAGCCUGUAAAUCUGUAGAUACACACUGUUUGACUGUUUCAUCAAACCAUAUGGCAUUUGUGUGUCAAAUCCACCCCAACAUGUACUCCAAUCAACCUCUUCUUUGGUGAACUACAGGGAUUUCACAGUCAUCUUUCCACAACACGUCACAAUCUAUUUCAUGGGAUUUGACAGUGUUUAUGCCUACUUUCCCAGUGAUGAGAUAUUGUCUACCAGCCUGAAUAUUGCUUAACAGCCUGAAUGACAGAUUAUGGAAUGUUGUUGCUCAGGUCAAUGAUCUCUCGCCUAAUCUGUUGAGAAACCUUUUUAAGUUUGUUUCACGAUACGAUUCACAAAGUACAGUAAGACCGUUACCAAUGGACCAGUGGAGACAAAGAUCUUAAGAGUCUCGUAUGGAAAGGCUAAGAAGCGAUGAAGCAGCAGUGUAAUCUUCACUCAGUGAAAUAAUGGCUUCUGACUGCAGCUGAACACUUCUCAUGAAACAUGGUCUCUCCCAUAGCUGCAUCGUUGGGGAAAAUCUGCCUUUUGACGUGGGAAUGCAGGAGGCUUUGACUAACUGUGUGAAAGGACAUACCUUACUACUUACAGGACAUUUAUCUCAUCUUAGUUGUCAUUUUGAAACUAUGAAUUGAGCUCUGGCUCUUCUGAAUAGGUAAUUAUUUCUAAAUUAGCAGAUGGAGUAAAGCCACAGUCUAAAUGUGCUGUCAAAUCAGACACUUCUCAGUCAAAUAGAAUCUGACAAUAGGAGUGAUCCCAUACUGAACAGAAAUACGUUACGGAGAAACACAUCUAAUCUAAGUGAUUGCUCUAUUUCCCAGGGGUUUGAUGGGAAUGAUGGGUACCCUGGUCCAGCUGGCGAGAGAGGAGAGAAGGUACGACUGAUGAAUGUAGACCUCUGAUAUCCUGUGUAGUGAUUGUAAAAAAGGGCUUCUUGAAUAACAUGGGAUUUAAUUCGAUUGAAACAUUUUCUUUGACAGGGUGAGCCGGGUCUGAGCGGAACACAUGGACCAAAGGUAAAGUUUGAGUCACGCUACUCCAUUACUCCCCAACCUAGAAGUGACCCUAAAAACCACAUCGGCUUUUAACCACUAAUCAACCCAAAUACAGCUGGUCCCCAUAUAUGAAGCCAGGGAUAAUUACUGCUAAUAAACAGAACCAAAUAAAUAGAAGACUGUAUGCUCCAAAAACAACAUCUAGCCCCUUCUCCAUCAGUGUAUGCAGAUCUGAAGGAAAAGAUUGGUCUAAGCUACUGUGAUGCCUCCACCUAGCCUUCCAAUGGGCUUAGUGGGAGUCUCCUCCAUAAUACUUAGACCAAUCCAGUUCCUUCACAUAUGCAAACACAGGCGUUGUAAUAAUGUAUGCUGCUUGAGGUGGUUUUUGGACUGAACCAUUUGUGUUUCUCUCACAGGGGGAGCCAGGUGCUGCAGGGUUCCCAGGUCUGCCCGGCUCAGAGGGACCAGAGGGGAAGCCGGGCCUGAGGGGGCCCCCUGGGCUACCGGGACCCCCAGGACGGGGCUUCAGCUUGGACCUGGAGGUAUGAUUUCACUCAACUCAGCUGUCCUGUCUGUUAGAGGGUCAUCAACACACUCUACAUAUGUUGCAUUCUUAUCUCACCCUCUCGCUUCGCCUCUACCUCUCUGCCAAUGUGUAUCACCCACCUUAGUGAUGCCCGGCGGCCAUUUUGUGCCCGAUGGCUCAUUACCAAUCAAUCAAUCAAUCAAUUUUAUUUUAUAUAGCCCUUCUUACAUCAGCUAAUAUCUCGAAGUGCUGUACAGAAAUCCAGUACCACACACCAGUUGUCAUUGACUGUAUGCUGUUUGCACGACACAAAGGGAUCUGGGGAACUGGGUGGCUUUGGGGCAGUGAUGCCCAGAAGUAUUCAGGUUCGAACACAAAGAGUGGUUUUUUUAUGGACCUGCUGGGACUUUUUUGCUCAUAAGUAUUAUAUUAAUAUGAAAAUAAGUAUGAUUCAUUUUUAUCUGGUGCUUUCCACAGGGUCCUAUUGAGAUACCUGGCCCUCCAGGACCUAAGGUAGGUCUUCUAUCACUGACAUAGUGUCUUUACUCCAUGUACCUAUCAGGAAAUGUUUUAACAAUAUCAUGUCCCAUCAUUGAAAUAAAUUGACUAUGCUAAACGCUAACUAUGGGAGGCAGCUACUCUCGAAAACACACUUCAGCCUGACAUCAAAGUCAACGUACACUUGCCGUCGGCUGUCUUUUCAUGACCCUUGGAUGUUCGCAUGUAUGUUAGACACAGUAGUCUGUAUAUGUUAGACACAGUAGUCUGUAUAUGCUAGACACAGUAGUCUGUAUAUGUUAGACACAGUAGUCUGUAUAUGCUAGACACAGUAGUCUGUAUAUGUUAGACACAGUAGUCUGUAUAUGCUAGACACAGUAGUCUGUAUAUGCUAGACACAGUAGUCUGUAUAUGCUAGAAACAGUAGUCUGUAUAUGCUAGAAACAGUAGUCUGUAUAUGUAGGGACAAACGUAGUUUUCUGUAUAUGUUAGACACCAGAGUCUGUAUAUGGUUUAACACAGUAGUCAUGGUAUAUGUUAGGACACAGUAGUUCUGUAUAUGUUAGACACAGUAGUCCUGUAUAUGCUAGACACAGUAAGUCGUUAUAGGCUAGACACAGUAGUAGUCUGUAUAUGCUCGACAACAGUAGUCCAUAUAUGUUAGACACAGUAGUCUGUAUAUGUUAGACACAUUAGAUCUUAUAUGUUAGACACAGUAGUCUGUAUACGUUAGACACAGUAGUCUGUAUUGUUAACACUAUCUGUAAAUGUUAACCACAGUAGUCUGUAUAAUGCUAGAAACAGUAGUCUGUAGAUGUUUAGACACAGUAGGCUGUAAUAUCUAGACACAGUAGUCUGUAUAUGCUAGAACAGUAUUGUCUAUGCUAGACACAGUAGUCUGGAGAUGUUAACACAGUAGUCUGUAAAUAUCUAACACAUAGUCUUAUAUGCUAGAAACAUAGUCUGUAAUGCUAAAACAGUAGUCUGUAUAUGUUAGACACAGUAAUCCUUGGUGUGAAGUGUAACUCACUUGUUUCACCACUAAGUGUGGUAAAGACACACAUCUCCUUAUCUAGAAGGCCCCUUGUUGACUUUCUACUGCUCACCACUUAAAGUAUCAAUCAUAUGAAUCAUAGAAUCAACCAAGUAAUACAAGUGUAUUGGAUCAUAGGAUCGAAAUCUUACAAUAUUUAUAAUGUGCUUCAAGUGGUCCUAGCUAACAAUUAAAUAAUCUGUGGCAUAUGUGACCGUGAAGCUUUCACUGCACACAAUAUGCUGUAACUAUGUUGGUAUUGUAGUGAGUGUGCAUGUUCUUGUGUUCAUUUCUAUUUGAUAAAUGCUGGUGGCACUACAUGUUCUGUGUGUCAGAAUAUGUGGUUCCACAUACCUGUAAAAGGUCCCCAUACUGACGGCCAUUUUGUUUCUCCACAGGGUGAAGACGGGCAGGACGGGCUUCCUGGUGUAGCGGUAAAGGUGGGUCCUCCUUACUCAACGGGUUCUAUCCUCAGACAGGAAGUGCAGACUUCUUACUACCCCGCUAAUUUCCAAUGAAUUCCUCUCUGACACACACAGGGAGGGCCAGAGAUGGCCAUCUUGCUUUUUAACCCUCUCAGGGACUGCAUCCCCACCACCAGCAGUUCCCAAAGCACUAAGCAUCUAUGCCCUAGUGAUAUUCCCAACUGUAGAUGUGAUUUAGGAAAGAGUAAUUUGCCUGCGAUAUUCUCAUUAAGAUAAAGAGGUUUUCAGAAGUCUCACUCAUUGAUGAGGUCUACUAUUAUAGUUACUCAGAUGAGGUGGUUGGAAUGGUUCCCCUAUUUUGGGCUAUGCUAUGUGGGUGGGUCACUCACUGGCAUCUAAAGGUGGUCUAAAACCAUCCCCUCAUCCAUUUCCUCUGUGUUCCUCUAGGGGGAGCCUGGUGCUCCAGGAGCAGCCGGGGCCUCUGGGCUGGAUGGACUGCCAGGGCAUACGGUCAGUACUUUACCUACCUUUUACUGUCCAAUUCAAUCCCUCUCGUUUUUUUUUUGUUGCCUUUCCUUUCAAAUGUGUUUUGAUUUUAUAGUAUUCUAAUCUGUCUUUAUCUUCUAUACAGUUGCUGCUGUAGGUUCAUCAUAAAACGGUCUCAGGUCUCAGUUCUGUUUUGUCAUGAUAGUGUUUGCCCUUUCUUCCAUGCAGGGAGCGAAGGGGGACCAAGGUGACAUGGGACCAAAGGUACAGUAUCACUCCUCCUGACUCCAUACAUGUUCAUCUUUUAUGAGACCGUCUAUUUCUGCUGGCCUUCUGGAGCCAAUCAGGCUGGCCCUGUUCUUGGUUCAUCUAACCCUGUGUUCUGUUGUGUGUGUGUGUGUGUGUGUGUGUGUCAGGGAGAGAGAGGUCGGGACGGCCUCAGUUUCCCUGGCCCUACAGGACCUCCUGGGCCUUCGGGACCAGUUAUCAACCUCCAGGAUGUAAGUGGAUGUUAUAAAGUAAUCAGUGGCGGCUCCUGAAAAAAUUCUCAGGGGGGGCAAUUUUUCUGAUGAUUUAGGUGACCUACACACAUUUUAAAAAAGAUAUGUCCAGCAACAACAUGAAGACAGGGGCAGCAUAUAAGUCAAUACCAGAAGCAUUUAUUGACUGAUCUCAAAAGUGUUGGCUUACAAAAGCAAAAUAAGUUAUCACAGUAAAAAUAAUCAAGGGUGUUCUUUCACAUUCCUCAACACUGCAUAAACAAUAUGCAUUUCCAUAAAACACCUCAGCUAAUUGUGCCACAAAGUUGACAAGUCCAAGAAAAAUACCAGGGUUGGUGGAGCCCUCAGUUUCAUCUUUGCCUCGCAAAGCUAACUCAAACACUCCGCAAAACUUCACACACUGGAUUAGCCGGCUGAGGAUGUGGCGGUUCUUGCUAACCUCAUCGUUGUGGCGGCGGACAGCUAGCCUGUAUCCCUCAUCCAGUUGAGUGGCAAUGUUCACUCUCCCCAAAGCAGACAAUCUCAAACAGCUAUCCAUGUGGGUCUUUGACAGCUCAUGUUUCUUAAUCUUUUCUGAAAGAUGGUGCAUGUUCGUUACACCAGUCGCUGUCCAAGCGGUGCUGUCUGCCGUGCCGCCUUCAGGGUGAAAGAGUAAGCAGGGGUAGCAGAAGACUGCAUUAGCUACAUCGCAGCCUGCUAGCCAGGUUUUUCGUUCGUACCAAUUUUUGGAAAAUCCUCGGGUGUAGGACUUUCCCCCUUUAGUAGAAACCUGUUGAAUUAUUAAAUUUGGUCUGGGAGGUCCUAAUUGUUUCGUUGCCAAUUUAUCUUGAUUUGUUCGCCGACAAAAAGGAACUUCUUUCAAAGAGACAAUCGAGUUGCACUGAACGCUAGCCAUCUUGACAGUAGUACGUGAAUUGAUUGACGCUGCUACCCGCUCUUUUCUUAGUUACGUUCAUGGUUAUGUUACGUAUGACGAAAGCGCGUAAGUGCAAGCCCUCCCGGAACCCAUAGAGAUUGUAUUGAAAGCUCUGAUAUUUGAAAAAAAUAGAUUUUACAUGAGAGUCUAUGAGAGACUUCUGGGGCGAUUUUCAACCUGACUGAAAUCGCCCCAAAAGGGGCGGGGCCAUUUGAAGCACGACUUUAGCCUGAUUGGACAUUUAGUGGCAGAUCAGACGUCUAGAUUAGAACACUGAUAACUACUGUUGCCGUGAUAUAAUUGAUUAGAAAAAAAAUCCCUUCCUUUUCCCGUUUGACAGUGCGUCGCCCAUAUCGCCCUAAUGAACACACCGCCCCUGAAAGUAAUUACAAGUUAUUAAAGAGCAAUUACAAGUUAUUAAAGAGCAAUUACAAGUUAUUAAAGAGCAAUUACAAGUUAUUAAAGAGCAAUUACAAGUUAUUAACGACAUUGUUAUCACCCCUACUGAUGAGCUCAGAUAGGAUAAGUUUUAAUGUGGAUGUUGAUGGUGAUGUCACUGCCUCUCCUCUCUGUUGAUGGUGAUGUCACUUCCUCUCCUCUCUGUUGAUGGUGAUGUCACUUCCUCUCCUCUCUGUUGAUGGUGAUGUCACUUCCUCUCCUCUCUGUUGAUGGUGAUGUCACUGCCUCUCCUCUCUGUUGAUGGUGAUGUCACUGCCUCUCCUCUCUGUUGAUGGUGAUGUCACUGCCUCUCCUCUCUGUUGAUGGUGAUGUCACUGCCUCUCCUCUCUGUUGAUGGUGAUGUCACUGCCUCUCCUCUCUGUUGAUGGUGAUGUCACUUCCUCUCCUCUCUGUUGAUGGUGAUGUCACUUCCUCUCCUCUCUGUUGAUGGUGAUGUCACUUCCUCUCCUCUCUGUUGAUGGUGAUGUCACUUCCUCUCCUCUCUGUCCCCCCCCCCAGCUCCUGCUCAACAAUACAGAGGGUGUGUUUAACUUCUCAGGGCUGCUGGAAUCUCAGGGGCCCAGGGUGAGUAGACUUAGGCUUGAGGUGUGUGUGUGUGUGUGUGUGUGUGUGUGUGUGUGUCCACGCGUGUGUGUGUGUGUGUGUGUGUCAGUGCAUUCGUGUUUGUCACAGUAAUAUCCCUCUCUAUCUCCUUCAACAGUGACACAAAGCAGUGUGACUGAUAUGGAGGUUAAUUCUACAGUCUGUAGGUCAUUUUGUUGGAUUCAUUUGGAUCAUGACCGUUUGACAAUGCCUUGAAACAGACUAUUGUUUUUUGUAUGUAUUUGUAUGUCAAUAAUUCAUACGAUAGUAAAACAAAUCAGAUUUUCUCUCUUACUGCUCAGAGGAUCUGUUGGUAGGUUACCAUGGUAUUAUGUCUGUCCUUUCUCUAUUGCAAAAUAUACAGUAUGCGACCCACACUUUUGGGAUGAACUUGACAGUGCACACUUUAUACAGUGCAGUCGGACAGACACUUACUGAUAGGAGAGAGAUACUGUGGUAGUCGAUCAGGGUUCUCAAAUACUAUUCGAGAAGGUCCAGUCACACACAUUUCCAAGGUGGCAAAUGUCCGGAUGGAUAUUCUCCCCAUUAUGCCAUGGAGCGAAGGGAAAAUGUAGCAGUUUUAAAGCUAAUUUCCUGCAAUUCUACAAAUGUGCCAUGUCUUAUGUGUGUUCAUAUGAUAGCAGGAGUCUAAUCCUGACCGAAUUCCUGAGAAAAAAAAAUAUUGACCGGUUCGUAUUGACUCCAUUCUUGGGUCCGGAUCCGGCCUGCUGUCCGCCUAUGAUUAUGGCUGUUGUAGAUGUUCUAGUUGAUUGAUUUAAUUUGGUUAUUUACCUAUGACAUUCCCAGGGGCCGCGUGGUCCAAAGGGGGACUUGGGGAUUCCAGGGAGCAUAGGGCCUCCAGGUUUAAAGGUAAGCGUGUGUGUGUGUGUGUGUGUUACGUGUCUUGGUUUUCGGUUUAAAGGCAUAGUUCUAGAUUUUGGCAAUUAAGCACUUUUUCUACUUACCAGAAUCAGAUGAACUCAUGGAUACCAUUUUUGUGUCUCUGCAUGCAGUUUGAAAGAAGUUGCUCACUAACGUUAGCGCAAUGACAACGUCUACAGCAACAGCUUCCAGUCACUGCGCUAACGCUAGUUAGCAAUGGCUCACAAAACUACCUUCAACUUCCUUCAAACUGCACGCGGAGACAUACAAAUGGUAUCCAUGAGUUCAUCUGACUCUGGGUAAGUAGAAAAAUUGCGCAUCUCUUUAAGAAUUCCACUUGGGUCCCCAUGUGAAAAGGAUACCACUGAAGAGUUGGGCGGCAGGUAGCUUAGUGGUUAAGAGCGUUGUGCCAGUAACCGAAAUGUCACUGGUUCUAAUCCUGAGCCGACUAGGUGAAAAAAUCUGUCAAUGUGCCCUUGAGCAAGGCACUUAACCCUAAUUGCUCCUGUAAGUGGCUCUGGAUAAGAGUGUCUGCUAAAUGACUCAAAAAAUUGGUGCUUGCAACGCCAGGGUUGUGGGUUCGAUUCCCACGGGGGACAAGUACGAAAAUGUACGUGCUCACUAGUGUAAGUCGCUCUGAAUAAGAGCGUCUGCUAAAUUACUAAAAUGUAAUAACACUAUGUGGCAUUUUCUGCACAUCUAAUAUACAGGCUCAAAGGCCUUUUGGGUUUAGAUCAAUUCAAAGUGUGGGAAACUGAACACCAGUGCUUAUGAUUAAAGCUGGGACCCUGGUAGCUGCACUCAGGGCGUUGAUGUGUAAAAGCCUGCUAAUGUGUUCCAGACUGUGCAGCCAUAGAAAAUAUGCUUCAUUCCAGGUCAAUGGAACAACAUGAAUGAGAUUAUUAUCCAAUGUUUUCCUUUCUCUGAGAGGGGCUCAAGGUGCUUCAACAUGCAUGUGGUGCACAUUACCCCUGGGUUUGUGUGUGUGUGUUGGGGGGGGAGGGGGUUGUACUCAUGUGUCUACAGUAUGUAUGUUUGUCAUUUGACUGAAAGUGUCUGUAUGUAUAUCGUCUUAUUGCGCGCCUGUGUUUGCAGGGCGAGAAUGGUGAGCCAGGGGUCAUGGUUGCAGCAGAUGGGUCCAUGAUGUCUGGACUCACAGGGCCACAGGGGCCCAAAGGGAUCAAGGUUAGUCUUACACACGCACACACACACACACUACUUCCUGGGUCAAAGUUCGACAGUUGUGUCAGACACUCACUUUGUGUCUUCACUCUUUCGCAGGGCGAUUGUGGUAUUCCUGGACCAGCCGGAGUUAUGGUAACACUUUAUUGGCUUCUUUAUCCGAUACUAACCCUUUGUAGUAACUUCCACCUCUUCUCCUGUUGUGUUGCAGCAGCUGCUUUCAUUCAAAGUGUUUGUUUUUGGGACCUUUUCAUCAGGCCGAGUGCCUACUCACAAACAGGCCUGCCUCUAGGCCCCCUGUCCAGACAGAGCAUAUUUUCGGGCAAUGUAUCUUCAUCAGGAUGUAUCUUCAUCAGGCUGUAUCUUCAUCAGGAUGUAUCUUUAUCAGCACCUGCACCUGCUGAGGGGUGAAAUACAAAGGGAAACAGUGCUGUUUUUGUUUUUGUUUUGUUUUUUACAGGGUCCCAUUGGGCAGGAAGGACCCAAAGGGGAAUAUGGCUAUCCUGGGCGUCCGGUAAGUACCUCACAUUAUGAUUUGAGAUGUUCUUUUGACAUUGUAGGCUACAAACGAUAACAAUGGCAGUGAGAAUUAUUUAUUCACAUAUAGUGUAUUUUCAAACCCAAGAGCACUCCCUUGGGUUACACAAAUACAGAACACCACAGAGUGUGAUCAUAUUGCCAUCGCUCCAUUGGUGAAGUGGUUUGCCUCUCGCUACAGGGUCGUCCUGGAAUAUUGGGGCGUAAAGGAGACAGAGGAGACGCUGUGGGUGUGUCGGUGAGUUGAACUCUUCUAUCCUCCCUCUUUAGAUGGGUCACGGUCAAAAAGGUUUGAGAACCACUUCACUAGGGCCCCCUAGCCAGAGCCGAACGGUACUGCAGCCAUCUGAAGAUGGCACCCCCUAGCCAGAGCCGAACGGCACUGCAGCCAUCUGAUGGUGGGCACCCCCAUCCAGAGCCAAGACGCACUUGCAGCCAUCUGAUUGUGGCGCCCCCUAGCCAGGCCGACUGUACUGCAGCCAUCUGAUGGUGGCGCCCACUAGCCAGAGCCGAACGGUACUACAGCCAUCUGAUAGUGGCGCCCCCUAGCCAGAGCCGAACGGUACUGCAGCCAUCUGAUGGUGGCGCCCCCUAGCCAGAGCCGAACGGUACUGCAGCCAUCUGAUGGUGGCGCCCACUAGCCACAGCCGAACGGUACUGCAGCCAUCUGAUGGUGGCGCCCCCUAGCCAGACACCGACGCACUGCAGCCAUCUGAUGGUGGCGCCCCCUAGCCAGAGCCGAACGGUACUGCAGCCAUCUGAAGAUGGCACCCCCUAGCCAGAGCCGAACGGUACUGCAUCUGUUUGGUGCCUUGCCACUUUCCAUUCCUUUCCAUUCCAACUCGGCCACCACCAGAUAUUAAACCUAGACCACACAUGGCCUGAACAGCAUGGUUGACAGUCUGUCACCCACUCACCACGCAGCUGUCACCCACUCACCACACAGCUGUCACCCACUCACCACGCAGCUGUCACCCACUCACCACGCAGCUAUCACCCACUCACCACACAGCUGUCACCCACUCACCACGCAGCUGUCACCCACUCACCACGCAGCUAUCACCCACUCACCACGCAGCUGUCACCCACUCACCACGCAGCUGUCACUGACUCACCACGCAGCUGUCACCCACUCACCACGCAGCUGUCACCCACUCACUCACCACGCACCCACCCACUCACCACGCAGCUGUCACCCACUCACCACGCAGCUGUCACCCACUCACCACGCAGCUGUCACCCACUCACUCACCACGCACCCACCCACUCACCACGCAGCUGUCACCCACUCACCACGCAGCUGUCACCCACUCACCAUGCAGCUGUCACCGACUCACCACGCAGUUGCGUCUCAAAGCCAGCUGGUGAAGAUGCCGGUCAACAUGUUGGCAUCGCGGUUAGUCGUUUAACAGCAUACCUAUGCCAGGCCCAUGCCCAAACAACCCCAACAUAUGAUGAAAACAACCAGCUAAUUUAUCGACGGGCUCUUGAAAGCACCCCAUAAAUAAAUAGCUUUUGUUGAAGUUUAAUAAGACAGCUUUCCUCAACAUGUGUCAGAGGUCCCUGGUCCUACCUCAGUGUUCCAUGAUGAUUACUUCCCUGGUCCUACCUCAGUGUUCCAUGAUGAUUACUUCCCUGGCCCUACCUCAGUGUUCCAUGAUGAUUACUUCCCUGGUCCUACCUCAGUGUUCCAUGAUGAUUACUUCCCUGGCCCUACCUCAGUGUUACAUGAUGAUUACUUCCCUGGCCUACCUCAGUGUGAUGAUUACUUCCCUGGUCCUACCUCACUGUGACAUGAUGAUUACUUCCCUGGCCCUACCUCAGUGUGAUGAUUACUUCCCUGGUCCUACCUCAGUGUUCCAUGAUGAUUACUUCCCUGGCCCUACCUCACUGUGAUAAUUACUUCCCUGGCCCUACCUCAGUGUUCCAUGAUGAUUACUUCCCUGGCCCUACCUCAGUGUUCCAUGAUGAUUACUUCCCUGGCCCUACCUCAGUGUGAUGAUUACUUCCUUGGCCCUACCUCAGUGUUCCAUGAUGAUUACUUCCCUGGACCUACCUCCGUGUGAUGAUUACUUCCCUGGCCCUACCUCAGUGUUCCAUGAUGAUUACUUCCCUGGCCCUACCUCAGUGUGAUGAUUACUUCCCUGGUCCUACCUCACUGUGACAUGAUGAUUACUUCCCUGGCCCUACCUCACUGUGACAUGAUGAUUACUUCCCUGGCCCUACCUCAGUGUGAUGAUUACUUCCCUGGUCCUACCUCACUGUGACAUGAUGACUACUUCCCUGGCCCUACCUCAGUGUGAUUACUUCCCUGGCCCUACCUCACUGUGAUGAUUACUUCCCUGGCCCUACCUCACUGUGAUGAUUACUUCCCUGGCCCUACCUCAGUGUGAUGAUUACUUCCCUGGCCCUACCUCAGUGUGAUGAUUACUUCCCUGGUCCUACCUCAGUGUUCCAUGAUGAUUACUUCCCUGGCCCUACCUCACUGUGAUAAUUACUUCCCUGGCCCUACCUCAUUGUUCCAUGAUGAUUACUUCCCUGGCCCUACCUCAGUGUUCCAUGAUGAUUACUUCCCUGGCCCUACCUCAGUGUGAUGAUUACUUCCCUUGCCCUACCUCAGUGUUCCAUGAUGAUUACUUCCCUGGACCUACCUCAGUGUGAUGAUUACUUCCCUGGCCCUACCUCAGUGUUCCAUGAUGAUUACUUCCCUGGCCCUACCUCAGUGUGAUGAUUACUUCCCUGGUCCUACCUCACUGUGAAAUGAUGAUUACUUCCCUGGCCCUACCUCACUGUGACAUGAUGAUUACUUCCCUGGCCCUACCUCAGUGUGAUGAUUACUUCCCUGGUCCUACCUCACUGUGACAUGAUGACUACUUCCCUGGUCCUACCUCAGUGUGAUGAUUACUUCCCUGGCCCUACCUCACUGUGAUGAUUACUUCCCUGGCCCUACCUCACUGUGAUGAUUACUUCCCUGGCCCUACCUCAGUGUUCCGUGAUGAUUACUUCCCUGGCCCUACCUCAGUGUUCCAUGAUGAUUACUUCCCUGGCCUACCUCAGUGUUCCAUGAUCAUUACUUCCCUGGCCCUACCUCAGUGUUCUAUGAUAAUUACUUCCCUGGUCCUACCUCAGUGUUCCAUGAUGAUUACUUCCCUGGCCCUACCUCAGUGUGAUGAUUACUUCCCUGGCCCUACCUCAGUGUUCCAUGAUGAUUACUUCCCUGGCCCUACCUCAGUGUUCCAUGAUGAUUACUUCCCUGGUCCUACCUCAGUGUUCCAUGAUGAUUACUUCCCUGGCCCUACCUCACUGUGAUGAUUACUUCCCUGGCCCUACCUCACUGUGAUGAUUACUUCCCUGGAGACUAACUCAGUGUGAAUGAUUACUUCCCUGGCCUUACCUCACUGUUCCAUGAUGAUUACUUCCCUGGCCCUUACCCAGGUUCAAUGAUGAUUACUUCCCUGGCCCUACUCAGUGUUCCAUGAUGAUUACUUCCCGGCCUUACUCCAGUGAUGAUUACUUCCUGGCCCUACCUCAGUGUUCCAUGAUGAUUACCUUCCCUGGCCCUACUCAGUGUUCAAUGAUGAUACUUCCUGUCCUACCUCAGGGUUCAAUGUGAUUUACUUCCCUGGCCUUACCUCCAUGUGAUGAUUACUUCCCUGGCCCUACCUCACAGUGAUGAUUACUUCCCUGGCCCUACCUCACAGUGAUGAUUACUUCCCUGGCCCUACCUCCGUGUGAUAAUUACUUCCCUGGCCCUACCUCCAUUGAUAAUUACUUCCCUGGUCCUACCUCACUGUGAUGAUAACUUCCAGUGAAGCAACAAUAUGUUGGUUGUUUAAGGUCUGUCUGUGACCUCACUGGCUGACCAGUUUGAACCAAACCUAGCAUACUUGUGGUCAUAUCUGAAGUCCGUGUGUGCAGAUCAAGGGUUGUUUCACUAUGAAGGUUUGUGGAUGAGUGAUUCAGGACCUUGAUCACUCAAAAGUGGAAUGGACUUCUGAACCAGCAUGUUGCCCAUUCAACUCUAAUGGACUACUGAACCAGCAUGUUGCCCAUUCAACUCUAAUGGACUACUGAACCAGCAUGCUGCCCAUUCAACUCUAAUGGACUUCUGAACCAGCAUGCUGCCCAUUCAACUCUAUUGGACUUCUGAACCAGCAUGCUGCCAAUUCAACUCUAUUGGACUUCUGAACCAGCAUGUUGCCCAUUCAACUCUAAUGGACUACUGAACCAGCAUGCUGCCCAUUCAACUCUAAUGGACUUCUGAACCAGCAUGCUGCCCAUUCAACUCUAUUGGACUUCUGAACCAGCAUGCUGCCAAUUCAACUCUAUUGGACUUCUGAACCAGCAUGCUGCCAAUUCAACUCUAUUGGACUUCUGAACCAGCAUGUUGCCCAUUCAACUCUAAUGGACUUCUGAACCAGCAUGUUGCCCAUUCAACUCUAAUGGACUUCUGAACCAGCAAGUUGCCCAUUCAACUCUAAUGGACUUCUGAACCAGCAUGUUGCCCAUUCAACUCUAAUGGACUUCUGAACCAGCAUGUUGCCCAUUCAACUCUAAUGGACUUCUGAACCAGCAUGUUGCCCAUUCAACUCUAAUGGACUUCUGAACCAGCAUGUUGCCCAUUCAACUCUAAUGGACUUCUGAACCAGCAUGUUGCCCGUUCAACUCUAAUGGACUUCUGAACCAGCAUGCUGCCCGUUCAACUCUAAUGGACUACUGAACCAGCAUGUUGCCCAUUCAACUCUAAUGGACUUCUGAACCAGCAUGCUGCCCAUUCAACUCUAUUGGACUUCUGAACCAGCAUGCUGCCCAUUCAACUCUAUUGGACUUCUGAACCAGCAUGUUGCCAAUUCAACUCUAAUGGACUUCUGAACCAGCAUGUUGCCCAUUCAACUCUAAUGGACUUCUGAACCAGCAUGUUGCCCAUUCAACUCUAAUGGACUUCUGAACCAGCAUGUUGCCCAUUCAACUCUAAUGGACUUCUGAACCAGCAUGUUGCCCGUUCAACUCUAAUGGACUACUGAACCAGCAUGCUGCCCGUUCAACUCUAAUGGACUUCUGAACCAGCAUGCUGCCCGUUCAACUCUAAUGGACUUCUGAACCAGCAUGCUGCCCAUUCAACUCUAAUGGACUUCUGAACCAGCAUGCUGCCCAUUCAACUCUAAUGGACUUCUGAACCAGCAUGCUGCCCAUUCAACUCUAAUGGACUUCUGAACCAGCAUGUUGCCCGUUCAACUCUAAUGGACUUCUGAACCAGCAUGUUGCCCAUUCAACUCUAUUGGACUUCUGAACCAGCAUGUUGCCCAUUCAACUCUAUUGGACUUCUGAACCAGCAUGUUGCCCAUUCAACUCUAAUGGACUUCUGAACCAGCAUGUUGCCCAUUCAACUCUAAUGGACUUCUGAACCAGCAUGCUGCCCAUUCAACUCUAAUGGACUUCUGAACCAGCAUGUUGCCCAUUCAACUCUAAUGGACUUCUGAACCAGCAAGUUGCCCAUUCAACUCUAAUGGACUUCUGAACCAGCAUGUUGCCCAUUCAACUCUAAUGGACUUCUGAACCAGCAUGCUGCCCAUUCAACUCUAAUGGACUUCUGAACCAGCAUGCUGCCCAUUCAACUCUAAUGGACUUCUGAACCAGCAUGUUGCCCAUUCAACUCUAAUGGACUUCUGAACCAGCAAGUUGCCCAUUCAACUCUAAUGGACUUCUGAACCAGCAUGCUGCCCAUUCAACUCUAAUGGACUUCUGAACCAGCAUGUUGCCCAUUCAACUCUGAUGGUGAUCCUAAUAUUUUCCUCUCUGUCGUUCUCCCUCUCUAAUAUUUUCCUCUCUGUCGUUCUCCCUCUCUGUUCUCAGGGACCCCCUGGCCCUCCCGGACCCCCGGGACGUCCCGGAAUGUUCAACUGCCCCAAAGGAGUAAGUAUGAACCCCCCCCCCUUUUCAGUAAAGGUUCAAAUCCAGGUCUUGUGACAUGUUUGUGACUUGGGAGGCCAAAUAAAAUCACCCUCGGGCCAAAUUCUGGGACCCUGCCCAACUCCCUUCCUAUAUCCAUGUUUGUCCAUGUCAUUUGUAGCUCACUGUCCCCUUCUUUCGUUUUUUGAAGACAGUUUUUCCCGUCCCUCCCAGACCGCACUGCAAAAAGGCCGUAAGUGACUGACAGACAUUGCAGCUCUGGGCAGGCUGAGCUCAGGCCUGUCUGUCUGUCUGUCUGUCUGUCUGUGUGGGGCAUUUUUUCCUCUCUCUCUCACACACACACACACACACACACACACACACUGUAUUUGUCUCUCUCUCGCUCUGCCUUAGCCACUUGUUCACUCUGUGGUGUAUUCGUCACUUCUCCAUCGUAAAAGGGGAAUGUGCAUGUUGCAUCCAUGGUCCCUAACCUAUUCCAGGUGAGAACAGAGGAUCUCUCCUAGCAUGCUGCAUGUUUUCUCUUCCAUAGGGGUUGGUCUUCAUGGGGAAGACACUAACACAAUUGAGGAUGGUCCCCAAGACUGAAUAUUACAUUAUAAUAUAUUUUAUUUUGACUUGCUGAGAGCAGAUUUACUUGUGUCUAAAGCAAUUGAUGUUAACAGUUUCUAUUGAGGUCUGUCUUUAACUGGUAUUUGGUGAAACACUGUCAUUUUCAAUUAUAUCCAUUCAGAUUAUAUAACCAUGUAAUUGUUUUGUAAAUACCAGGUUAAUAGUGUUCUAAAAUACAACAUAACCAAAUGAAUGUACUUACUAUGUAAGGUCUUUCAGAAAUUAGAUAAGCCAAACGUGAUUUGUCUUUCCUGUCUUUCAUGGGGUCUUUAUCCACGGUGCUGGUGGUUACUGCCACGUUUCACCCUUCUUACCCUCCAUUUUGUUACAGAUACAUUAACUCAUUCACUGUGACCUCUGAAUCUGUGAAUGUAUCAUCACAACAUAUUAUAACAUAUUAUAUCUAUCAUAUUGUAUUAGUUGGUCUGAAAUGCAUGAUGUGAAGUUUCCAAACAGUCACAUCACUGUUCCUUCCAUACGCCCUGUUCUUGUUUCUGUUCAGGAAGUCCAAUAGCUCUCAUGUCUUUUAAACAUGUUUGUUUCACUUUGGCAGAUAAAUGGUUCUGAGAAUUCAACAAAUGGUGAGUUGAAGGACUUUCUGGAUGUGACAUCACAUGACCUGUUAUUUGUUUGUUGACAUGGAAGCGUCUAUUGGUCACUUUAUGGUAAGUACUAAUAUUACACACAACAUAAGAUUUCCGAGACUGAUGUCGGAGACCUGCUGCAUCAAAUACAACAUAUAAAAUAGCAAAUACACGACAUAACGUUCAACAUUGUCUGUCGUUAUUUUGUUGCGAGGUCUUCUCUUUCAUGACUGCCUAAUGCUUAACUGUUGUUCCUUAUCUGACCUGUAGGGGGGGCUGACUGUCUUCCAUCUGGGACCAAAGGGGACAAGGGGGAGAGGGGCUUCCCUGGGAUGCCUGCCCCGCCACGUGAGUCAUAUUGGAUGGAUGGAUGGAUGGAUGGAUGGAUGGAUGGAUGGAUGGAUGGAUGGAUGGAUGGAUGGAUGGAUUGAUGGAUCACUGUUUACCUAACAGCAUUAUUUUGUUCUGUUUUUGAUAUAAAUAAUGGAUAUUGUAAUCUGUCAUAAUGACACACAGGCAUUAUUCAUGUAGACAGGUUAUUAUCUUUAAUAAUCAAUGGAUGUUGUGUUUUUCCUACAGUCACAAUGCUUCCCAAAGGAACUAUGGUAAGUUGAGUAGGUGGCGUGUGUGUGUGUGUGCGUGCGUGCGUGCGUGUGUGUGUGCUUACCUCUCACAGUUUGUGUGUCUGUCUGUCCACAGGGCAAUAAAGGGGACCAGGGCUUCACGGGGGAGAAGGGGGAGGCCGGGUUACCGGGCCCACCUGGUAUGCCUGGGACAUCUGGAAUGGUGGUGAGUCUCAUUCCCAUGGAGACCACAUGCUCCCGAAGCCAAGCCCGCCCACCACAGCUUUGACCAAUUACACUUACAGAGAAGGUCACCAUACAACAGACACAUGAGAUAGUACAUAAUCAGUGUCAUCUUAAUUUGAGGGCGUUAUUACAGUCCCUGACCUCUUUCGAUGGUGUGCUAGAUAGCCAAAGAAUGUUUGGUUGGUUUCAGUUGAGCUUAAUUGCUGCACGAGAGGAUUUACGUCUGAAAUUAGGCAUUUUGGUUGUGUGAGUAGUGAGGAUUUCGAUUUUUUGGCCGCGGUGGCAAAAUACUGAAUUUACAUUAAAGGGAAUACAAGUCGUGUACAAUUGUUUUCAAAUUCUUUCAAAUUCAGAUGCCGCAUGAAACAAUAGGUGAUAUUUCCUACUUGCUGCAUUUAAAUAAACCACAAAGAGUCACGGGGUUCAAUAAGUCACUAUGUUCUAUGAACAUUAAUUACACGUACAAUUACUGGAGAUGAAGCACUGGGUUUGUUUCAGGGCCCUAAAGGAGAAACUGUUAUGGGGCCCCCUGGCCAUCCAGGCGUUCCGGGGUCUCCUGGUACUCCAGGGUAUGGGAGACCUGGCCCCCAAGGGCCUCCCGGAACCCCCGGAGCACCCUCUCCAGGUAAGAUUUGUGGCACCCUUUGUGAAAUUUGCUGUAUGGUGUAAUAUGCUGACUAGCUUCGCAUAAUAAAAUAUUACCGUUGUUUGUCUCCCAUUUCUGUAAUUCCAGCUGUGACCAUCCCUGGGCCUCCAGGCCCCACUGGCCCGGCUGGACCUCCUGGGGCCUCUGCCGUGGUGAGUCAGUCCUCCGUUAUGCCGUCACUUAUCCGCCCCGUCACGUCAUAAUGUCAUCCCGUCAUACCAUCAAUUGUCAAUCCUGUUACAUCAUUUACAUUUUUAGUCAUUUUAGCAGACACUCUUAUCCAGAGCUACUUACAGGAGCAAUUAGGGUUAAGUGCCUUGCUCAAGGGCACACCGACAGAUUUUUCACCUAGUUGGCUCGGGAUUAGAACCAGCAACCUUUCGCUGGCACAACGCUCUUAACCACUAAACUACCUGCCGCCCCUUACGUCAUGUCAUCCCUGUUACGUAAUCACACGUCAGCUCCGUCAUCAAAUAACCGCAGACACACUAGAGAUAAAAUGACUGUCCUCUCCUCAAUCACUCUGGCCAGUGUCUCCCAAACAAUUACAGUGUUAUAAACGGUGAUAGAUAUUUCCUUCCAGUCUCAAAAGGUGCUUCUCUCCUCUGUUUUCCUUUAGAUGGAGACGUUUCCUUCCAGCGAGGUCAUGAUGCAACGGACGAUGAACAGCAGAGAGGGGACCCUGAGCUUCAUCACCACGGGGACAGGCAAACUCUACAUCCGGGUGCAAGAGGGAUGGAAGGAGGUCCUGGUACAGUAGCAUUUCUGGUCCCUCUACUCCAGUGUCUCUGGUCCCUCUCCUCAUGUGUCUCUGGUCCCUCUCCUCCUGUGUCUCUGGUCCCUCUCCUCCUGUGUCUCUGGUCCCUCUCCUCAUGUGUCUCUGGUCCCUCUCCUCUUUUGUCUCUGGUCCUCCUCCUCCUGUUCUCUGGUCCUUCCUCCUGUGUCUCUGGUCCCUCCCUCUAUGUGUCUCUGGUCCCUUUCCUCCUGUGUCUCUGGUCCCUCUCCUCUAUGUGUCUCUGGUCCCUCUCCUCCUGUGUCUCUGGUCCCUCUCCUCUAUGUGUCUCUGGUCCCUUUCCUCCUGUGUCUCUGGUCCCUCUCCUCUAUGUGUCUCUGUCCUCUCCUCUAGUGUCUCUGGUCCCUUCCUCCUGUGUCUCUGGUCCCUCUCCUCCUGUGUCUCUGGUCCCUCUCCUCAUGUGUCUCUGGUCCCUUUCCUCUCCUGUUCUCUGUCUUGGUCCCUCUCCUCAUGUGUCUCUGGUCCCUUCCUCCAUGUGUCUCUGGUCCCUUCCUCCUGUGUCUCUGGUCCCUCUCCUCUAUGUCUCUGGUCCCUCCUCCGUCUUGUUCCUCUGGUGCCCUUCCUCCUGUGUCUCUGGUCCCUCUCCUCCUGUGUCUCUGGUCCCUUCUUCCUCUCCUGUGUCUCUGGUCCCUCUCCUCUAUGUGUCUCUGGUCCCUCUCCUCCUUGUGUCUCUGGUCCCUUUCCUCCUGUGUCUCUGGUCCCUCUCCUCUGUGUCUCUGGUCCCUCUCCUCUUGUGUCUCUGGUCCCUCUCCUCUAGUGUCUCUGGUCCCUUCCUCCUGUGUCUCUGGUCCCUCUCCUCCUGUGUCUCUGGUCCCUCUCCUCCUGUGUCUCUGGUCCCUCUCUGUUCUGGUCCCUUCCUCUGUGUCUCUGGUCCCUCUCCUCUGUGUCUCUGGUCCCUCUCCUCCAUGUGUCUCUGGUCCCUCUCCUCCUGUGUCUCUGGUCCCUCUCCUCCUGUGUCUCUGGUCCCUCUCCUCCUGUGUCUCUGGUCCCUCUCCUCCUGUGUCUCUGGUCCCUCUCCUCCUGUGUCUCUGGUCCCUCUCCUCUAUGUGUCUCUGGUCCCUCUCCUCCUGUGUCUCUGGUCCCUCUCCUCUGUUUGUCUCCUGUGUCUCCUGGUCCCUCCUGUGUCUCUGGUCCCUCUCCUCUGUGUCUCUGGUCCCUUCCUCCUGUGUCUCUGGUCCUUCCUCUUGUCUCUGGUCCUUCUGUGUCUCUGGUCCCUCUCCUCAUGUGUCUCUGGUCCCUCUCCUCUUGUGUCUCUGGUCCCUCUCCUCCUGUGUCUCUGGUCCCUUCCUCUGUGUCUCUGGUCCCUCUCCUCUGUGUCUCUGGUCCCUCUCCUCUGUGUCUCUGUCCUCCUUGUGCUCUGGUCCCUCUCCUCCUUGUCUCUGGUCCCUCUCCUCCUGUGUCUCUGGUCCCUCUCCUCUAUGUGUCUCUGGUCCCUCUCCUCCAUGUGUCUCUGGUCCCUCUCCUCUAGUGUCUGCCUCUCCUGGUCCCUCUCCUCUUGUCUCUGGUCCCUCUCCUCCUGUGUUCUCUGGUCCCUCUCCUCUGUGUCUCUGGUCCCUCUCCUCCUGUCUCUGGUCCCUCUCCUCUGUGUCUCUGGUCCUCUCUCCUGUGUCUCUGGUCCCUCUCCUUAUGUGUCUCUGGUCCCUACUCCUAUGUGUCUCUGGUCCUUCCUCCUGUGUCUCUGGUCCUCUCCUCUGUGUCUACUGGUCCUCUCCCAUGUGUCUUGGUCCCUCUCCCUGGUCCUGGUCCCUCUCCCUGUGUCUUGGUCCUUUUCUCGUCCUGGUUUCCGUGUCUCUGUCCUCUCUCCAUUGAUCAUGUGUUCUUGGUCCUGUACUCUAUUUAGGUCCUUAUGCUGUUCUCUGGUCCUGUUUCCUUGGUAACUUGUCCCUACUCCAUGGUCAAUAUGGUCGUUUUCCCCCUAGGCUAGCAGGCAACCGCCAGAAGAUAUGGGGUACGUUUGUUGACAAAAGGACAAGAUUGACUAAGCGUUUGCGCCUGUGCAAAGUUAGCUGUUGUUAUUUCAUAGUGGAACAAUAACGUUUUUUAAAACCUUCUUUAUUUACUAACUUUGCACGGGAGCCAAGAAACAGUCAAUCAAAAUACAUUAUUUAAACUGUCUGCUUCCUAGUUAGUAGCUAGACAACUUAUAGAUACAAAAAUAAGAGUAGAGUGGAUAGAGUGGAAAAAGUUUGAAAUUGAACCUUAAGCCAAACCAAGUCUGGCCACAAAAUGAGCUGGAGUCAAAAUGGGAUUUAGCAGUGGUUAAGGGAAUUCCACUUUUAGACUAAAUUACUAUCCGUGUGCUGUCAUUGAAGGACAGCCCUAGGCAGGCCAGGUUUGGGUUUUAGAGAUUUAGAUUUCACAUUUCACAGUAGCUGACAGUCCAUGCUGUACCAGUAGCUGACAGUCCGUUCUGUACCAGUAGCAGACAGUCCGUUCUGUACCAGUAGCUGACAGUCCAUUCUGUACCAGUAGCUGACAGUCCAUUCUGUACCAGUAGCUGACAGUCCGUUCUGUACCAGUAGCUGACAGGCCAUUCUGUACCAGUAGCUGACAGUCCAUUCUGUACCAGUAGCUGCCAGUCCAUUCUGUACCAGUAGCUGACAGUCCGUUCUGUACAGUAGCUGACAGUCCAUUCUGUACCAGUAGCUGACAGUCCAUUCUGUACCAGUAGCUGACAGUCCAUUCUGUACCAGUAGCUGACAGUCCGUUCUGUACCAGUAGCUGACAGUCCGUUCUGUACCAGUAGCUGACAGUCCAUUCUGUACCAGUAGCUGACAGUCCGUUCUGUACCAGUAGCUGACAGUCCGUUCUGUACCAGCAGGUGACAGGCCAUUCUGUACCAGUAGCUGACAGUCCGUUCUGUACCAGCAGCUGACAGUCCAUUCUGUACCAGUAGCUGCCAGUCCAUUCUAUACCAGUAGCAGACAGUCCAUUCUGUACCAGUAGCUGACAGUCCGUUCUGUACCAGUAGCAGACAGUCCAUUCUGUACCAGUAGCUGACAGUCCAUUCUGUACCAGUAGCAGACAGUCCAUUCUGUACCAGUAGCAGACAGUCCAUUCUGUACCAGUAGCUGACAGUCCGUUCUUUACCAGUAGCUGACAGUCCGUUCUGUACCAGUAGCAGACAGUCCGUUCUGUACCAGUAGCAGACAGUCCGUUCUGUACCAGUAGCUGCCAGUCCGUUCUGUACCAGUAGUUGCCAGUCCGUUCUGUACCAGCAGCUCCCAGUCCAUUCUGUACCAGUAGCUGCCAGUCCGUUCUGUACCAGCAGCUCCCAGUCCAUUCUGUACCAGUAGCUGCCAGUCCGUUCUGUACCAGCAGCUCCCAGUCCGUUCUGUACCAGUAGCAGACAGUCCAUUCUGUACCAGUAGCUGACAGUCCAUUCUGUACCAGUAGCUGCCAGUCCGCUCUGUACCAGUAGCUGACAGUCCGUUCUGUACCAGUAGCUGACAGUCCGUUCUGUACCAGCAGCUGACAGGCCAUUCUGUACCAGUAGCUGACAGUCCGUUCUGUACCAGCAGCUGACAGUCCAUUCUGUACCAGUAGCUGCCAGUCCAUUCUAUACCAGUAGCAGACAGUCCAUUCUGUACCAGUAGCUGACAGUCCGUUCUGUACCAGUAGCAGACCGUCCAUUCUGUACCAGUAGCUGACAGUCCAUUCUGUACCAGUAGCAGACAGUCCGUUCUGUAUCAGUAGCUGACAGUCCAUUCUGUACCAGUAGCUGACAGUCCAUUCUGUACCAGUAGCUGACAGUCCAUUCUGUACCAGUAGCUGACAGUCCGUUCUGUACCAGUAGCUGACAGUCCAUUCUGUACCAGUAGCUGACAGUCCAUUCUGUACCAGUAGCUCCCAGUCCGUUCUGUACCAGUAGCUCCCAGUCCGUUCUGUACCAGUAGCUGACAGUCCGUUCUGUACCAGCAGCUGACAGUCCAUUCUGUACCAGCAGCUGACAGUCCAUUCUGUACCAGUAGCUCCCAGUCCGUUCUGUACCAGUAGCUCCCAGUCCGUUCUGUACCAGUAGCUGACAGUCCGUUCUGUACCAGCAGCUGACAGUCCAUUCUGUACCAGCAGCUGACAGUCCAUUCUGUACCAGCAGCUGACAGUCCAUUCUGUACCAGUAGCUGACAGUCCGUUCUGUACCAGUAGCUGACAGUCUGCUACUGGGAGAUGAGAAUGAUACUGUUGAUGACUGAAUGUUUUUUUUUACUGCAGCAACCUAGGAAUACAAAAUACUGUACAGUGUGUGUGUGUGUUUGCAAAUGUUUAUUUAAUUUUUUUUACAUUUUAGUGAUUUGGCAGAAGUUGCUAUUCAGAGCAAUUAGGGAGAAGUGCCUUGCUCAAGGGCACAUCGACAGAUUUUUCACCUAGUCGGCUCGGGGAUUUGAACCAGCAACCGUUCGGUUACUGGCCCAACGCUCUUAAAAGGCGCUGCAUGGUCAAACCGACGUCUGCAUUGGCCGUGCAGCAAUUACGGUGAAAUGGCCUCUGCAGAAGUCAGGGCAUUCAUACUUCUGGCGCUUCACGGAGCAGAGCUGUUGUGAGGGAAGUUGUCAAGGAAGUGAGUUUGUGUUUAUGCAGGACCUCCCGCCCUCACCUACCGUCAACCAAUCAUGUCAAUGUGGAGCCCUCCGCAUUGUUACAACAUUUGAGAGGCGCCCGUCGAUGCAGUAAUGAGCUCAAUUUGGCCUCUGCAUGCCUCCGGAGGCGCCGCAAUUGCGUCACACCAUCCACAUUUUCAGAUCAAGCAUAAAUUGGCUUUAACCGCUAGGCUACCUGCCGCCACAUGUCAGCUAUGACGUUCUGUUGGAUACCUUUGACCACCUGGAGUAGUAUCCGACUGGAAGGACCACUCUGAAUGAGCUGGCGGUAUAGAAUACACUCUAAUGUAUGUCCCCUGUAGCUCAGUUGGUAGAGCGUGGCGCUUGCAACGCCAGGGUUGCGGGUUCGUUUCCCACGGGGGACCAGUAUGAAAAAUGUAUGCACUCACUAAACUGUAAGUCGCUCUGGAUAAGAGCGUCUGCUAAAUGACUAAAAAUGUAAAAUGUAAUGGAGGAUCCCUAACCCUCGGUCUCUUCCUCAGCUCAACCUGGUGGCCCUGAACCAACCCUACACAGGGAACUUUGGUGGUGACGACAUGGCAGACAGGCGGUGCUAUGAACAGGCCAUGGCCAUGGGCCUGCCCGACUACUACCGGGGCUUCGUAUCCUCAAACAUCCAGACAAUUAAUAAAGACCUGGUCCCCCAGAGGUUCACACAGAGCUACCCCGUAACCAACCUCAGGGUAAGCCAACCUCUGUUAGCCAUGGGUCAUCUAAGAUCAGUGUUAACAAAUAAAGUGUCAGUCAACUCCUUUUUUUUUCUGUAUCCACAGGGGGACAUUUUGUUCAGUAACUACAAGUCUAUCUUCACUGGG
Messenger RNA from Coregonus sp. 'balchen', 29380 nucleotides. The record is from the annotation of a GenBank genome assembly. NCBI's taxonomy places the organism in Eukaryota, Metazoa, Chordata, Actinopteri, Salmoniformes, Salmonidae.